AUGAUCUCAGCACUGACGAAGGAUCGCGUUCAGUCACUUAUGAAUAGUUUGACAUCUGAAGUGAUGGACGUGAGUUUUUUUAAUAAGAUCCACGACACCACUACAACUUACUCUCCGACUCCAAGUUACAUGGACAACGGGACCCGAUGCGGAGAGCCGAUUUUGAACUACGGACAUGUCGAGAAAGUGCUCAUCGGAGGGGUUUUGACCAUGCUUACGUUUUUAACAGUUUGCGGGAAUCUGCUGGUGGUCAUCUCCGUAUGUUUUGUGAAGAAACUGAAGCAACCUUCUAAUUAUUUAAUCGUUUCUCUAGCUGUUGCAGACCUGUCUGUGGCGGUGGUUGUAAUGCCGUUUGUCAGCAUCACUGAUCUCAUAGGAGGACAGUGGAUCUUCGGUCGUGUUUUCUGCAAUGUGUUUAUAGCCAUGGAUGUGAUGUGCUGUACCGCUUCAAUAAUGACACUGUGUGUCAUUAGCAUAGACAGGUACCUGGGCAUCACUAAGCCACUGACGUAUCCCGUGAGACAGAGUGGAAAGUGCAUGGCCAAAAUAGUGCUGUCUGUAUGGCUUCUCUCGGCCUCCAUCACCCUUCCCCCACUGUUCGGAUGGGCUCAGAAUGUCAACGACGACAACGUGUGUCUGAUCAGCCAGGACCUGGGCUACACUAUAUACUCCACUGCCGUGGCCUUCUACAUCCCUAUGUCCGUGAUGCUCAUUAUGUACUACCGGAUAUACAGGGUGGCGAAGGAUAGUGCCGCCAAACACACAAUCGCUGGCUUUCCUAAAGCAGAAGAUGAGGAAAGCGUGAACUGUGUUACUGCAGCCUUGAAACUGCAGCGUGAGGUGGAGGAGUGCGUGAGCUUUUCUCGCCUUCUCAAAAGUGACCGUAAAAACAUCUCCAUCUUUAAAAGAGAGCAGAAGGCAGCCGCCACCCUCGGGAUUGUUGUAGGGGCUUUCGCCGUCUGCUGGAUGCCUUUCUUUCUGCUGUCCACAGCGCGUCCCUUCAUCUGCGGCGUGCAGUGUAGUUGCGUGCCUUUGUGGGUGGAGAGGACGCUCCUGUGGCUUGGUUAUGCCAACUCGCUUAUCAACCCAUUUAUUUAUGCAUUUUUCAACAGAGAUCUCAGGACAACUUACCACAAUCUCAUCCGCUGCCGAUAUCGAAACAUCAACCGCAAGCUGUCAGCAGCCAGCAUGCACGAGGCUUUGAAACUAGCCGAGAGACCUGACCUGGUGCUGUAGGCUGUUCGUAUCCUUCAUGUCUCUCUAGGGACUUAAG
Molecule: messenger RNA, 1273 nt
Organism: Danio aesculapii
Lineage: Eukaryota; Metazoa; Chordata; Actinopteri; Cypriniformes; Danionidae
Product: 5-hydroxytryptamine receptor 7
Exons: 2
Coding region: 1-1236 (411 amino acids)
Biological process (GO): vasoconstriction; chemical synaptic transmission; G protein-coupled receptor signaling pathway, coupled to cyclic nucleotide second messenger
Cellular component (GO): plasma membrane; dendrite
Molecular function (GO): G protein-coupled serotonin receptor activity; neurotransmitter receptor activity
Source: RefSeq, a predicted model, not a curated record